Girardinichthys multiradiatus is the source of this 1399-nucleotide messenger RNA. RefSeq names its product hsp70-binding protein 1-like. The transcript is spliced from 8 exons. Gene Ontology annotation, molecular function: protein binding. Lineage: Eukaryota; Metazoa; Chordata; Actinopteri; Cyprinodontiformes; Goodeidae. The record is from RefSeq and is a predicted model, not a curated record. The coding region runs from base 172 to 1179 and encodes 335 amino acids.
AAGCGUGGCGGCCUGCCCUCCCCUCGUUAGCUCAGCUAGCUAGAAUGUUCUAGCGCUUUCACAUGUCUGUGUUUAUAACGACAGACACGUUCAUCUGCUGGAGGUGUACAGAGAAACAGUUUGUCCUUUUCACAACACGGAGCACCAGGAUUUUUCCAAGCUGUGUAAGUCAUGUCAGAUAACAGACAGAACAGGAGAUAUCCCCAGAACCUUCAAGGGGUUCUGCAGCUGGCAGUGGAGGCUGGAUCAGCAGUUGAGGGUCCAGACCCUCCAGAACCAAUGUCAGAGGAGAGGAAGACCUGGCUGGGAGAAGCUCUGUCAGAUAUCUGUAAAGGUCAGAUGGAUGAAGUGGAGCAGAUGAAGCAGAGCUUGGCUGUCCUGCAGAAAGACGAGACAAAUGAAAAGGAGCAAGAUGGAGAAGAAGACAGAGAAGAAAAUGAAGAGGAUGAGCGGGAAUUGGCCUUUGAGAUGUUGUCUGAGUUGUGUGAGAACCUGGACAAUGCUAGAGAUCUGAUGACUCUUGGUGGACUGGAUUUGUGUGUCUCCAGGUAUCUUAAUCACGUCCAGAGCGGACUGAGGUGGCGGGCCGCCCAGCUCCUUGCCUCCUGCGCUCAGAACAUGCCCCAGGUCCAGGAACACCUGCUUAAAGUUGACGUCCUGCCAAAGCUGCUACAGCUGACAGAUUCAGACACCAAUCCCUCUGUCAGAGUGAAAGCCCUGUAUGCCGUCUCAUGUUUGGUCCGAGAGCAGGAAGCUGGACUACAGGCGUUUGUGUCUCAUGAUGGUUUCUCAGUGCUGAUGAGAGCCAUGCAGUCUGAAAAUGAGAAAGUCAGGACCAAAUCUGCUUUCCUUCUGCUCAAUCUGCUGACCUCAAACCCAGAACAUAAAGAAACAGUUGUGUCGAUGGGGAUGGUGCAGCAGCUAGUUUCUGUUCUCCGCACACCACAUUCCCCUUUCCAUGAGCAUGUGCUUGGUGCUCUGUGCUGUUUGGUGGAGGACUUUACGCAGGGGCUUGAAGACUGCAGGAACCCGGCUUUGGGUCUGGAGGAAUUACUGAAGCAGCGAACAAAACAGCUCCAAGGAAAAGAAGAAAGUCAGGAGGAGCUUGACUUCUGUGAACGUUUGAGAGUUUUGUGCUUCAACAGGCAGCAGACAGAUGAUGUUGGGAUGGAUCGCUGAGGCAGUCAUUAUUAUUUAUUUUUGUUAAACCUUACCUGUUUUGGCUAAAGUACAAAAAGAAAAAUAUAACAGGACAUUCAUGAGCUGACUUGUGGAUGCGGAGCAACAUUUAUGUCUGUUACGACAUUUGAUGUUGAUAUUUUGCAUGUAAUCCAGUUGGAUUUUACUGUGUAAAUAACGGUUCUUUAUAAAGUUUCUGUCCGACUCAGCUGCUACUUCA